Messenger RNA from Pyricularia pennisetigena, 711 nucleotides. RefSeq lists its product as uncharacterized. The transcript is spliced from 4 exons. Gene Ontology annotation, cellular component: membrane. Gene Ontology annotation, biological process: mitochondrial electron transport, ubiquinol to cytochrome c. Gene Ontology annotation, molecular function: 2 iron, 2 sulfur cluster binding; quinol-cytochrome-c reductase activity. Bases 1 to 711 code for a protein of 236 amino acids. The record is from RefSeq and is a predicted model, not a curated record. Lineage: Eukaryota; Fungi; Ascomycota; Sordariomycetes; Magnaporthales; Pyriculariaceae.
AUGGCGCCUUUGACGACCGCCACCCGCGCAAUCACGCGCUGCGCAGCGUCGCCCUCCAAGGCCGUGGCCACGGCCGCGCGCGCCCUGAGCACGACGCCGGCCCAGAACGGCAGCUCGGGUGCCACCUUCUCGAGCCCGUUCCGCGGCGAGCAGAAGUCGACCCAGAUCCCCGACUUUAAGAAGUACAUGGCCCCCAAGGGCUCGUCGACCACCAACGCCGUCUUCUCGUACUUCAUGGUCGGCGCCAUGGGUGCCAUCUCGGCCGCCGGUGCCAAGUCGACCGUCCAGGAGUUCCUGGUCAACAUGUCCGCUUCCGCCGACGUUUUGGCCAUGGCCAAGGUUGAGGUUGACCUGAACUCCAUCCCCGAGGGCAAGAACGUCAUCAUCAAGUGGCGUGGAAAGCCCGUCUUCAUUCGCCACCGUACCAGCCGCGAGAUCGAGGAGGCCAACAAGAUCGACGUUGCCUCAUUAAGAGAUCCGGAAGCCGACAGCGACCGUGUCAAGAAGCCCGAGUGGCUUGUCAUGUUGGGUGUCUGCACACAUCUUGGUUGUGUCCCCAUUGGCGAGGCUGGCGACUUUGGCGGUUGGUUCUGCCCCUGCCACGGAUCUCACUACGACAUUUCCGGACGUAUAAGGAAAGGACCUGCUCCCCUGAACCUCGAGAUUCCCGCAUACGACUUCCCCGAGGACGACAAGCUGGUCAUUGGUUAA